AGCAUUGCUGGCUCAAGCCAGCCUGGGGUGCUGCGCGGUCCGGCCGCGGCCAUGGCCGGCCCCGUGGCUUUCUGCAACUGCGGCGGCGCGCGCAGCAGCAGCAGCAGCAGCAGCAGCAGCAGCAGCAGCAGCAGCAGCAACAGCAGCAGCGGCAGCGGCGGCGGUGGCAGCAGCCACGGCGCGAGCUCUGGUGGGGACAGCUGCGCGCGGCGCAGCUCGUCGGCCUCGGGCAGGCCGCGGGCAUCGCCGGCGGCGCCGCCGCGGCUCGCCCUCUCCGCCGCCGAGCGGGCGGGCGCCGCGGCCGCGAGGCCCUCUGGCUCCCAUGGCCGGGGCGCCUCCCGGAGUGCCGCGGGCGCCGGCGGCCAGCCGCGGGGCGCGGGCUGGCCGGUCGUCCAGGUCCUCACCCACGAGUGGGAGGGCGCCGCUGGCUUCGCCUCCGAGGACUCGGGGGAGGGUGCCCUCCCCGAGGGCGCGCGUGGGCCGCGGCGGGGCGAGGGCAGCCCUGGCGCCCUCCGCGUCCUCACGCACGAGUGGGCGGGCGACCUGGACUCGGACGCCUCCUCCGGCUCGGCCGCUUGCUCGCCUGGCCCCAGGCGGCGCCAUCGCCUGCAGGGGCGGCUGCCAGAGGGCCGCGUGAGCUCCAUAAAGCUGGCGACGGACGCCGUGCAGGCUGCCGAGAGCAUUGUGCGGCGCAAGGAGGGCUUCAGAAGCUUACUGCAGCCGCUUGGCGGCGUCAUCGUGUUCCUAUCGUGCAACUUGAAGCUCUUAGCGGUUGGCCAUUUCCUCAGGCUGUUCGAAAUCAAGGAGACGGCGUUCGUGUUCUGCCAAAGUGUCCACCGCAAUUUCUUAUUGCUGUUCCCCGUGGUCUUCGUGCUCAACGGAGGCUUCAUUAUUUUUCAGAUCGCAUGCGUGCGAAGAGACAGGGAGCUGAGACAGGCGCGAUUGCGCCUGUGGAACAGCGGCUCGCACGCCGCCUGGUUCCUCACCUGCCUCGGCAGUUUCAUCUUCCUGGGGGCGCUCUCCGGUUGGCAGCUGAUGCGCGCUUACCGGCAGUUGAAGAAACCGGGAUACCGUGACAGCUUCUUGGUGGAGCUAAGUGAUCCAAGCAUGGUGGACGAUACGGCGCAUAUGAUGCCGAUGUUCAGCAGCCAUUUGGUUUUCCUCGUGGAGUUGCUCUUUGUGAUUUUGGAGUUCCGCGUGUCCCUGGAUGUAGUACUUUGCAACCUGAUCUUCGAGUUCACAUGGAUUGUCAGCUUCACGCUGGUGGUCAUCGCCGCCGUGACGUUCGAUCGCAGUGUGUCGCGCCGGAUCCGGAAGCUGAAGCACUUUGAAUCGGCACACGUCCUCUUCCGCGCGUUCGAGCUGUGGACGAAGUGCUGGAUCUGCCGUGCGUACUUCUGGAUGUUGCACGGGAACGACUGGGCGCUGUGGCCUUUUUUCAUCUUGGAAUGGGCCUUCUGCACCGCGGCGCUCUGUUGGGUCUCGGGGGCAGCGUCGUGGCGCGAGAUGAUGGUGGGGUCUUUUCUGGUCGGACCCAAUCUUGCUCUGUUCGUGGACGACCCGGGGCGUCUCAAGAGUGCUGGCCUUCUUACCCGCUGCCUCGACGCGAUGAGAGUGUUGGAGGUCGUCAUUCUGAGCUGCUGGAUUGUAACAGACUGGCUGGGCCUGCAGCGGGGGUUGAUGCACAUGGGCGAGUCAGAGUAUUCGGCCUGGAAGCAGUUCGGAUUGCACGUCUGGCUGUGCGGUUGUGCCGGCCUGUUCCUGUUGGUUCAGGGCACCUGCAUUGUAUUUCGCCGAGUUCUCGCUGGUAAGCUGCCCCUGAGCCCGGGGAGCGCGGGCAAGUUCGCGCCGAUCGGCGUGACGCCGUCGUUGUCGGAGUCCUCUCCGUUGAUGGGCCGGGCGGCCGAUUUCGACUUGCUGCGCUGGGAGAACGAGGGGCUCGGCACCUACCUGUUCGCGAGGGGGAUCGGGGACCAGUUCGAGUCGCUGCUGGAAAUCAUGUGCGAGACCUCAGAGGACAGGCUGCAGCUCUCCAGGCUGAAGGUCGUGCGGCAGCUGGGCGAGGGCGGCUUCGGGCGCGUGUUCGAGGUGCAGGACUGUCGCUGCCGCGGCGGCGCCGCGUCGGGCAGCGGCCGAUACGCGCUGAAGCUGCAGCUCAAGAACGCCAAGUCCAGCGUCGCCGUGCGCGAGGCGGAGAUGAUUCACCAGCUGGACCACAUGUUCAUUGUGGACCUGGUCCGCGUCUUCCACACCAACGCCUUCUACUGCAUCCUGAUGGAGCUGUGCGAGAUGGACCUUAACGGCCGCAUCCUGGCCUGCAUGGACGGCGUGGGUAUCGCCUGCUGCCUUCCCACCGCGCAGGCGCAGCACUACUCCGCGUGCAUCGGCCUUGCCCUGGAGCACCUCCACAGCAGGGACUUCGUGUUCCGCGACCUGAAGCCAGAGAACGUGCUGACAACCGCUGUUGUGAAGGACGCCCAGGGACUCGGCAUCGCUGAUUUGGGGCACGCCAAGCUGGCGGACUUCGGCCUGGCCAGGUCCGUCGAUAGGAGGGCCCUGGCACUCUCUGGCAAGGAGUUCUUCAGCAUGUGGUCGGGCACCAAGGCUUUCAUGCCCGACGACCCAUACCCCGAGGGUCUCUUCGCGGACGACCCCCAGGUCGCCUCGGCCCUGAUCGCCCGCGACUGGUACGCCUUCGGGUGCUGCGUGGUGCUCAUGCUGCUCGGCGAGCGCGCCGCUCGCCGGGUGGCCCACGGCGAGCGCCACGUGCUGCUGCCGCUGCACCCCGACGUGGCGCGGGCCCAGCUGCCGGAGCACGCGGACGCCUGCGACGCCGACGCGCUGGCGCUGGUCCUUGGGCUCAUCGCGGAGGCGGACCGGCGCGUCGGCCUGGACGCCGUGCGCGCGUGCCCGUGGCUGCACCAGGCAUGGGCGGACGCUGAGCUGAUGGCGAACACGAGGCCCUCCCGGAUGGAUCGCCGCCGCAGCAGCCUCAAUGCCCACUGGAAGUGGGGCUUGCGCCGCCUGGGCGCGGCGCCCGUAGAAACCGCUUAGCGCUGAUGGCGGGCCGCCCGGGGCUCCUCUCGCAGCGCCGGGCCGCCUGCACGUAGGACUGCACGGGCGUGGACUGCGCAUGCUGCACGCAGGCCGCCUCGCAGAACAGCACGUAGUUCGCCUCGAAGAACACAGGUGCCAUGCAACGCAUCGCUUGCACGCGUAGGUUGCGCCACAUUUCUGCGAUGCGUCCCAGCCUGUGUGGCAUACCGUGUAGGUAGUAUGAAGAUGCUUACGCGGGAUCCAGCUAUGAUGUUUCUCGCAGUAGCGUCAUGCUGCGGGAAAGAGCAGAUCCUUUGUUAAAGGCCCGUCUCUUCGGUGUCCUCCUCCUCCCCCUCCCCCGCCUCCUCCUCCCCCUCCUCCUCCCACUGUCAUGCUCCUCAUCUUCGUCCUUCCUCG
Molecule: messenger RNA, 3453 nt
Organism: Prorocentrum cordatum
Lineage: Eukaryota; Dinophyceae; Prorocentrales; Prorocentraceae
Source: the annotation of a GenBank genome assembly